Molecule: messenger RNA, 1305 nt
Organism: Adineta steineri
Lineage: Eukaryota; Metazoa; Rotifera; Eurotatoria; Adinetida; Adinetidae
Source: the annotation of a GenBank genome assembly
UCGUCAUUAACAUCCCAACGACAAUUACGAAGUUCAAAAUCAAGAAAAAAAACACAACGAAAUCAUAAUGAACCUGUAACAUGUUUAAUUUGUUCAAUUCUUUCACAAUUAUCAUCCGUUAAUUGUUGUUCAGCACAUAUAUCUCUGCUUAAAAAUCAUACUCAUCAUCGACAAAAAUCAUCACAUUCUCAUCAAUUACCAGAACAAGUUAUGAUUAUACCAAUGACUGAUGAAAUUGUACAACGUUAUUUUGAUCCACAACAAAAUCAUCAUUUACGAAAAGAAACAUCUGCAUCAAAUCGAUCGACUCGAAAAGCAUUAAAUAAAUCAACGACAACAUCAAAUCGUUCUAAAAUACAACAAUCAACUUCGAAAUCAGCGACAAAAUCUUCACAAACUAAAAUACGACCAAUUGCUUCAUCUAUCGUUAUUGGUUCCAAGCGUCCACUUUCACAAAUAAAUCAAUCCAAUGAAUCGACUACAACUGUUAUUUCAUCGUCGUCAAUAACAGUAACAAAGAAUAUCGAAAAACAUCAAAUACAACAAUCACCUAUCGAAAUGAUUGUUAUCGAUGAGAGCCAAAAUGAUAAUCAAGAAAUAAAUACAGUACUGGAAUCUACUGAUAAUGAUAAAUCAAUUAAUCCAUGGACACCAAUAACGGAUGAAAUUGAUACAGCUCUUGAACGAGUAUUAGAUCAAGUUGAAGCAACUGUUGAUAGUCCACUUGAAUUUACACCUACAACAGUUCGACGAACUGAAACAGAAAUAAUGGCAGCUCGUUUACCAAAAAUUCCACUUAAAGAAGGACGAUUUCGGAAUGGUAAACCAAUUCUUAAUCGUUCAACAAGCAGUGCAGCUAAUGAAUAUCGUCCGUUAGCAGCUACUCGAUCACUUCCUUUAACAUCAACUAUUUUUAAUACUAAUGUUCGUUCGCCAUCAACAACGAAUAAUGUCGAACAAGACACAUCACAUCAAAACCUGAAUAAUUCUGAAAAUACACCUAUUGAUCAUAAUAAUAUUUCAACAACGGCACAAGCUGAUGAAACUGUUAAUUUUGAUACCAAUGAAAAUUCUAAUACAGAAAUUGAAAUAAAUCUAUCAAAUGAAACUCAAAAUAUUACUUCAGUAACUCCAAAAGAAACAAUUACACCAUCAAGACUUUCUUUUCGUCUGAAUCCCGAUGGAUCACGAGUUGGUAUAUCACGACCACCACUACCUACAAAUCGUCAAUCACCAUCAAUAAGCUUUUUACGUCGAACAUCAACGGAUGUGACACCUAUUCAACCGAAUACCAAACAAGUGUAA